Elephantulus edwardii (Cape elephant shrew) is the source of this 1405-nucleotide messenger RNA. RefSeq names its product trafficking protein particle complex 13 (gene TRAPPC13). Bases 10 to 1248 code for a protein of 412 amino acids. The transcript has 12 exons. Lineage: Eukaryota; Metazoa; Chordata; Mammalia; Macroscelidea; Macroscelididae. The record is from RefSeq and is a predicted model, not a curated record. Gene Ontology annotation, cellular component: TRAPPIII protein complex.
CCGAUCAAGAUGGAAGUUAAUCCCCCCAAACAAGAACAUCUGCUGGCGUUGAAAGUGAUGCGGUUGACGAAGCCUACUUUAUUUACCAAUAUUCCAGUAACGUGUGAAGAAAAAGAUUUACCUGGAGAUCUCUUUAGCCAACUUAUGAAGGAUGAUCCCUCAACUGUAAAUGGUGCAGAAAUUUUAAUGUUGGGAGAAAUGUUGACUUUACCACAGAAUUUUGGGAAUAUAUUUUUGGGUGAGACUUUUUCCAGUUAUAUCAGCGUUCAUAAUGAUAGCAGUCAAGUUGUAAAAGAUAUAUUGGUUAAAGCUGAUCUUCAGACAAGUUCUCAGCGUUUAAAUCUUUCAGCCUCGAAUGCUGCUGUUGCUGAACUUAAACCUGAUUGUUGUAUUGAUGACGUCAUACACCAUGAAGUAAAGGAAAUUGGAACACACAUAUUGGUGUGUGCCGUCAGUUAUACAACUCAGAAUGGAGAAAAGAUGUAUUUUAGAAAAUUCUUCAAGUUUCAGGUCCUCAAACCACUGGAUGUGAAAACAAAAUUUUACAAUGCAGAGACUGAUGAAGUAUUUCUUGAAGCCCAGAUUCAGAAUAUUACAAAUUCACCCAUGUUCAUGGAGAAGGUUUCCUUGGAGCCAUCUAUAAUGUACAAUGUAGCAGAAUUAAAUUCUGUCAGCCAAGUUGGAGAAAGCAUAUCUACAUUUGGUUCAAGAGCUUAUUUGCAGCCAAUGGAUACACGUCAGUACUUAUACUGCCUAAAGCCCAAGAAAGAGUUUGCAGAAAAAGCAGGCAUCAUUAAAGGAGUUACAGUUAUUGGAAAAUUGGAUAUAGUGUGGAAAACAAAUCUAGGUGAAAGAGGAAGGUUACAGACCAGCCAGCUUCAAAGAAUGGCUCCAGGUUAUGGAGAUGUUAGGUUGUCUUUGGAGGCAAUCCCAGAUACUGUGAACCUAGAAGAACCUUUUCAUAUAACCUGUAAAAUAACAAACUGCAGCAGUGAAAGGACCAUGGAUCUAGUUUUGGAAAUGUGCAAUACCAAUUCUAUCCACUGGUGUGGCAUCUCAGGAAGGCAGCUUGGAAAACUAUGUCCAAGUUCCUCUCUCUGCCUUGCCCUUACACUACUGUCUUCAGUACAAGGACUGCAAAGCGUGUCCGGCUUAAGACUCACAGAUACCUUCUUAAAGAGAACAUAUGAAUAUGAUGACAUCGCACAAGUCUGUGUAGUAUCAUCAGCUAUUAAGAUGGAAAACUGAAGAAAAUUUCCCAAGUGAUGCUUUUCAUUUCAUUUCACAGAACCAUUUUCUGUACUUUGCCAGCUUUGUAAAAUGAUUAGCUUAACAAAUACAGUAUGUAUUUAAAAGUCUUUCCUGUAUAACUGAGUUGUUUAAAAUAUUAAAUAUUUGUUUUUAA